UGGGAAGUCAUGACGUACGCGGGUCAACCCACGGAACGGUCAGCUUGUUUGCCAGUCCCCUACCUCUAUGCAACUUGCCUCGGUUGGUCAAAUAAUGGAAGUUAUGUUGAUCUGAAUGGACAGUCUGUGUGAGAAGUGCUGCUACGCCACGGACAUAUAAGUUAUAGUUCAAACAGGUGUAGCUUACAGAACCGGAACCGGAAGUGGAAAGCCUAAACAUCAGGAUGGACGACAACUGUUGCUCGUACGACAUGAUGGUGGUGGAACUUAUUUUCUUUCUAUACAAGACGGGAGAAUCAAUGCUUGACGCCACUACCCGUCCAUAUAUCGUGAAGGCAGUGUGUCAAGAAACCUUUCCUCAUAACGCCUCUAUCUGCUUCGACCUUGACCAAUAUCCCGAGCACGAGAACAACGUGCAGGCUAUCGCUGGAAGCUAUCUGAUGUACUACCGUCUUCUUGUGAACCUUCCCGCUGUCUUUCUCGGAUUGUUCUGUGGUGCGUACAGCGAUAGGUACGGACGUAAAUUACCAAUGCUCCUCCCGAGUAUCGGCAGCGUGCUAGGGGUCUUGCUCUACAUCCCUAGUUUAAUGAUACCAGACUUCCGGAUUCCUUUGAUUUUAAUGGGCGCAAGCCUACAAGGAAUAUUUGGGAAAAGUUCUGUAAUAACAAUGGCAGUUAAUAGCUAUGUAUCUGAUAUAUCGGAAAUGGAUGAAAGGACAAAGAAGUUAGGAAAACUUCUUGCGAUGAAUUUCUUUGGUCUGUUUGCCGGAUCACUGCUAUCGGGUCUUUUACAAGAUACCACGGACAUGCUGACGACAUUUUGUUGUGUUGUGAUGAUCCAUGCCGCGGUUGUGUUAAUUACAGUAUUCGCCAUGAACGAUUCGAUAGCCUUCCCAUCGAAACUAGUUGAAAACAAGGGCUUAAAGGGAGAAUGUUGCGAUAUUUUUAAACCUUCAAACAUCAAGGAUAGUGUUAUGGUGAUCUUCAAACAGAGACCAAACAAUACAAGAAACAUAAUUUUGAUACUUUUCUUCACAUCAGUCUUGAACCAAACGUGUAAGGUCGGUGAAAUGGACAUCACAGUGCUAUUUGUGUCGAGAAGUCCACUCAACUGGCCGAAAUCAUGGUACGGCUACCUUUUGUCAGUGGAUUACGCUGUGAUGGGAUCUUGUCUGUUUCUUAUACUUCCCCUGUUGACGGUAUUCAUGAAGGUCCCGGAUGCUGCAUUACUUCUCAUUGGGAUCACAUGCAAAAUCGUCCGGCUCACGUGGGCGGGAUUUUGUCGGGAAACGUGGAUGGUUUAUGUGUCGGUUGUGAUUGGUGCCUUUGCAGGAAUGAUUACGUCAUCUAUGAGGUCACUUCUGAGCAAGUCGGUUGACGAGGAUGAGGCGGGAAAGAUAUUCUCACUACUCGCUUGUGGCGAGACGGCAUCGAAACUGUUAGGUGUCGUGGUAUUUGUAAAUAUUUACAGUGCAACAGCCUCUAUGUUUCCCGGAUUCGCAUACGUUUUAGAGGCAUUUAUAUAUCUGUGUAUGUUUGUGAUGGUGUGUUAUAUGUACAAAGACAUUCGAUCUACAGGAACGGUAAACUUGAUGCAGGCAUUUUCUGAACCACCAACGUACGGAACUACAACUGGAAGUUACGACACAAGGGACGGUAAACUUCCAGUUGUGGACGAACUAGAGGAACAGUCGUCAUUCCCCGCACCUCUUCCCGCCACCACACCUUGACAGACCACGCCCCCUCUCCCAAGCCUAGUCCAGUAACGUCCAACCAAGUACUCCGAAUAACA
Messenger RNA from Mizuhopecten yessoensis (Yesso scallop), 1792 nucleotides. Its product is annotated as solute carrier family 46 member 3-like. The record is from RefSeq and is a predicted model, not a curated record. Bases 225 to 1730 code for a protein of 501 amino acids. The transcript has 2 exons. NCBI's taxonomy places the organism in Eukaryota, Metazoa, Mollusca, Bivalvia, Pectinida, Pectinidae. Gene Ontology annotation, biological process: transmembrane transport. Gene Ontology annotation, cellular component: membrane. Gene Ontology annotation, molecular function: transmembrane transporter activity.